AUGUUCUCUAAGGCUUUGCCUUCACUUUUGGUGGCUCUGGUCUUAGCUAGUCUUACGUCGGCCCAUUUCACUCUGAACUCACCUAAAAGUCGAAUAAUAGAUGAAGCCAAGGAAACUUCUUUCUGUGGUGGCGUUCCGACUCUUACUGAGUCUGAGCGAACGGAUUUUCCCCUCUCGGCUCCAGCAACCGUUAGCAUAACCUCGUAUAACGAUACUGCCCAUGUGGCUAUCAUCCUCAGUGUAGAACGUGACCCCACCGAGCUUUCACAUUUCAAAACCAAGGGCAAGUUCAAUUAUCUAAUGAAUUUUGUCGAAAUCAAAGGCCAAGAAACUUUCACUUUUACAGUUAACAUUUCACACUUGAAAGAUCGAUUCCAAAAGUCACCUCUGAAAGCCGGAGAUUAUGCUACGAUCCAAGUUGAAUACAAUGGCGGUGGUGAGCCAUUAUACCAAUGUGCUGAUGUAAUCUUAGUCUAA
Messenger RNA from Melampsora larici-populina 98AG31, 477 nucleotides. RefSeq lists its product as uncharacterized. Lineage: Eukaryota; Fungi; Basidiomycota; Pucciniomycetes; Pucciniales; Melampsoraceae. The transcript has 3 exons. The record is from RefSeq and is a predicted model, not a curated record. The coding region runs from base 1 to 477 and encodes 158 amino acids.